AAACUAUUCUCAACAAGCAGACACAAAGAACCUCACUAAACAAAACCCCAAACCUCCAUUUUUCUUACUAUUAUUUCUUCUCUGCUCCAAUAACUACACUCACUCACUCUCCAUUUUAAUGAACAACAAUGGAAGACUCUAAAGACUCGAAUGCUAGCAAGAAAUGCACCACCAAGACUAGAACUUUUAGAGGCAGAACAAAUACCCAUAAGCAUCAGUAUGAAUAUCAGUACCAGCAUCGUCUCUUUCAAUACUCUAACCAUUUUGGUUUUCUGAAUCACAACCAGUACUACCCAGCUCUACUUCCUCUUCCUCCUCCAAUACCUCUUCAGCUGGCUUUAACUCCUUCUUUCCCUCAAAACCACAGCUUUUUGUCAAAAACCCACUUCCAGAAACCUUCAUGCAAGCUUUUUAAGGCUCCUACUGUACCCACCUCUACUGAUACUCAGCAGCCUGUUCUUGCUAUCUCAUCAGCUCCGGAAGGGCUGCAAGGAAGAAAGAGUCUGCCUUUUAAAGGAAAUGAUAGAAGGAAAGGCAUGGGUACCACUGCUCAAGCACUGGUUGUUGCGAAAAGACCCGAUUCGGGUGGUGUAGAAGGAUCAGUUAUAACUCUCCUUGCCAACCAUUUUCUUGUCCGAUUGGAUUCCUCGCAGCGAAUUUUUCAUUACAAUGUCGAAAUUUCUCCAAAUCCUCCCAAGGAAGUUGCCAGACUGAUAAAACAAAAACUGGUUGAAGAGAAUUCAGCGGUGCUUUCUGGUGCUUUUCCAGCCUAUGAUGGUCGAAAGAAUCUUUACAGCGCGGUUGAAUUCCAAAAUGAUAGGCUUGAAUUCUACGUUAGCCUCCCAAUCCCAUCUAGCAAACCACUUUUGCCUUAUGGAGGACUUGAUGACUUUCAAGAGAAGCAUCAACAGCUCAAACUUUUUAGAAUUAAUAUUAAACUCGUAUCGAAAUUGGACGGGAAAGAUUUGAGCCGCUACUUAAGUAAGGAAACUGAUGAUUCGAUUCCACUUCCUCAGGAUUACCUACAUGCUUUGGAUGUUGUUCUGAGAGAAACCCCUAUGGAGAAGUGUAUAGCUGCAGGGAGAUCAUUCUAUACAACUUCAAUGGGCGGGACUAAAGAAAUCGGAGGAGGAGCUGUCGGAUUGAGAGGAUUCUUCCAAAGUCUUAGACCUACACAACAAGGACUAGCUCUCAAUGUGGAUUUUUCUGUGACUGCUUUCCAUGAAAGUAUUGGAGUGAUACCUUACCUGCAAAAGCGUCUCGAAUUUCUUCGAGACCUUUCUCAAAACGAAACGAGGAGUUUGACUGGUGAAGAAAGGAAAGAAGUAGAGAAGGCUUUAAAGAACCUCAGGGUCUUUGUUUGUCACAGAGAAACUGUUCAGAAAUACCGAGUUUAUGGUCUAACGGAACAAGCUACAGAAAAUCUUUGGUUUGCAGAUAGGGAUGGGAAGAAUCUAAGAUUAUUAAGUUACUUCAAGGACCAUUACAAUUAUGAUGUAAAAUUCAGGAAUUUGCCAUGCUUACAGAUUAGCCGAAGCAAACCGUGUUAUCUUCCUAUGGAACUUUGUAUGAUUUGUGAAGGCCAGAAGUUUCUUGGGAAGCUCUCAGAUGAUCAAACUGCAAGAAUACUUAAGAUGGGCUGCCAAAGACCAAAAGAACGAAAAGCCAUUAUCGAUGAAGUCAUGAGAGGACCUGUUGGUCCAAGAAGUGCCAACAAGGACGGAGAAUUCAAACUCCACGUCUCAAGGGAAAUGACAAAAUUGAAGGGAAGAAUCCUACAGCCUCCUAAACUGAAACUAGGUAAUGGUGGUCUUAUCCGAGAUUUAAUUCCAUCUCGCCAUGAUCGCCAGUGGAACCUUCUAGACAGCCAUGUGGCUGAAGGAACUAGAAUAGAAAGGUGGGCACUGAUGAGUUUUGGAGGCACCCUUGAUCAGAAGUCCAACAUUCCAAAAUUCGUAAACCAGCUAUCUCAAAGGUGUGAACAAUUAGGUAUCUUCCUUAGUAAAAAUACUAUAAUUAGCCCUCAAUAUGAACCGACGCAAGUCCUCAACAAUGUCCCCCUGCUAGAAUCAAAACUUAAUAAAAUACACAAAGCUGCUUCAAAUAAUUUGCAGCUGCUUGUAUGUUUAAUGGAAAAGCGACACAAAGGAUAUGCAGAUUUGAAGCGAAUAGCAGAAACAAGUGUUGGUUUUGUAAGCCAGUGCUGCUUAUUUCCAAAUCUUAGCAAGUUGAGCUCGCAAUUUCUGGCUAAUUUGGCUCUCAAGAUCAAUGCCAAAGUUGGAGGAUGCACAGUUGCUUUGUACAAUUCAUUACCGGCACAGAUUCCACGCCUUCUUCAUUCUGAUGAAGCGGUGAUCUUUAUGGGAGCUGAUGUUACUCAUCCUCACCCUCUUGAUGACUUUAGUCCAUCUGUUGCUGCUGUUGUUGGUAGCAUGAACUGGCCAGCAGCAAACAAGUAUGUCUCGCGAAUGAGGUCACAGACACAUCGGCAAGAAAUUAUUCAGGACCUUGGAGCAAUGGCGAAAGAGUUGCUUGACGAAUUUUUCCAAGAAGUAGGCAAACUUCCCAAGAGGAUAAUAUUCUUCAGAGAUGGCGUAAGCGAAACCCAGUUUUAUAAGGUUCUUCAAGUGGAAUUGCAAGCGAUCAAGGAAGCUUGUUCUGGAUUCCCGGGCUAUAGACCUCUCAUUACCUUCGCUGUAGUCCAGAAGAGGCAUCAUACUAGAUUGUUUCCUUGUGAAACUGAUGUAGCUUCAUUUCAGAACCAGUUCAAUGAUGAAAAUAUACCCCCAGGAACUGUCGUUGAUUCUGUGAUUACUCAUCCGAGGGAAUUUGACUUCUAUUUAUGCAGUCACUGGGGGGUGAAAGGAACAAGUAGGCCAUCUCAUUACCAUAUCUUAUGGGAUGAGAACCAAUUCACUUCUGAUGAAUUGCAGAAAUUGGUUUAUUGUCUCUGCUUUACAUUUGUAAGGUGCACCAAACCAGUCUCUUUGGUGCCUCCUGCUUACUAUGCUCACUUAGCUGCAUACAGGGGCAGGCUUUACCUCGAGCGAUCCGAAUCCGCAACUUGUCCGAGAAAUGCUUCUGCUGUCUCAAGAGUAGGACCUCCCAAAGCAACACCUCUUCCAAAACUCAGUGAGAAUGUAAAGAACCUCAUGUUUUACUGUUGAUAAUUCUGCUUGCAUAUUGUAGUCCUUCUUGAGUUACAACUUUGAAGGAACUACUAUAAUUGAUAGUGUUAUUAUUAACACAUUACAGAAUCAUUAUCACCUUAUAUUUAACAGGAAAAACAAGGACUUAUGAGUUAUUCUGUAAAUUUUCAUUAAUUUAAUAAUUUCAUUUCAUUUCAAA
Molecule: messenger RNA, 3348 nt
Organism: Mercurialis annua (annual mercury)
Lineage: Eukaryota; Viridiplantae; Streptophyta; Magnoliopsida; Malpighiales; Euphorbiaceae
Product: protein argonaute 7
Exons: 3
Coding region: 129-3167 (1012 amino acids)
Biological process (GO): regulatory ncRNA-mediated post-transcriptional gene silencing
Cellular component (GO): cytoplasm
Molecular function (GO): protein binding; RNA binding
Source: RefSeq, a predicted model, not a curated record